This is a messenger RNA of Strongylocentrotus purpuratus (purple sea urchin), 4913 nucleotides long. Its product is annotated as Krueppel-like factor 13. Gene Ontology annotation, biological process: regulation of transcription by RNA polymerase II. The transcript has 2 exons. The record is from RefSeq and is a predicted model, not a curated record. Bases 377 to 1225 code for a protein of 282 amino acids. NCBI's taxonomy places the organism in Eukaryota, Metazoa, Echinodermata, Echinoidea, Camarodonta, Strongylocentrotidae. Gene Ontology annotation, molecular function: RNA polymerase II cis-regulatory region sequence-specific DNA binding; DNA-binding transcription factor activity, RNA polymerase II-specific.
UGUUUUGCAAUAACCGAGGCCGAGCGAAAUACUGUCUACAGAUUUCAACAGUUUUCGUAAUACAAAAUCAGCGUUACAUCAGAUUCACGUCUCACAGUGCUUUGAGAAAUAAACUGUAGGUAUCGUGGAAUACUGUGAUGUUAGAGAUCUGUUGCAGGUUGGAGAAUUUUAUUGCCAUUGAUUUGCAAAGAGAGGAAUACAAUUUUCAGAUCCAAAUUUUCACUUAGUAACCGCGCCAGCUGAUUGUUGACAGCUGAUCGGUUCGAGCGAGCACGUUGCGUUGUGUGUACGUUUUCACGAGGCGAGCUAGGCGCGGCGCGGUCGAGUCGUCAGGUCAACUUUUACACUGCGCAAUAGAUGUUCUAACAUCCAAAAGAUGACGACGUUAUCACACUUUCAGGGCGAUAUUAAUUCCACCAUGGAUUUGAGUAUGGAUGCCACUACAGCAGCAGAAUGUCUCCUUGCAAUAGCGGCAUCAAAACCGAAUUGUAAACCACCCGAAUUUAUGGAAACCUGUAAGGAUGGUGGAGUAUUUUCACCAGACGGAGUCAGCACAGGCAAUCACCACAUGUCGGAGCUCGAGCAGUCCGGCCUCCAUGCGCACAGCCACAGCUCUUUGUUCAUGGUGGCUAGAAUUUUGGCCGAUCUUGAGAAAUACAGACCACGACAUGAAAUUCCAUCACCAACCAGUGACUGUCCAAGUCCCCCACCUAUCAUUAAUGGACCUUACGAUGGACUUAGCAAUGCCCUUGCGUCAAAUUAUGACGCUUUUGCACCAAGUCCACAACGUGGUGAUUACACGAAUCUCACACAAGGGAAACAAAGGAACAGACGAUCAAAGCAGUCCCAAAGUCUCAUUUCUGUCAAGAAACACCACUGUCACUACCAUGAAUGCGACAAAGUCUAUGGGAAAUCAUCACAUCUUAAAGCUCAUCUCAGAACACACACAGGAGAGCGACCAUUCCCGUGUAACUGGCAGGACUGUAACAAGCGUUUUGCGCGGUCUGACGAGCUUGCCCGACACUACCGAACCCACACCGGUGAGAAGAGAUUCGCAUGUCCACUCUGUGAGAAGAGGUUUAUGAGGAGCGACCACUUGAUGAAGCACGCCCGAAGACAUGCAGAGUUCCACCCUAGCAUGAUCAAGAGACCAGGCAGCGCCGCCAGUUCCUUGGCCAGCGAGGGGAGCCAUUCUCCUUGCUCUAGUCCUGCACAUUCGCCGUGAACUUGAACCACCCUCUCGUCGGUCAAAUACACUAUCAUCAUCAUCAUACGCACUUUCAGGUUCUUGGUAAGGCGUACUGGAGACAGCCAUGGGGUGGUUUCCUGCUGAAACAACAGCUUUCAGAUGGAGAUCUUAUUUAAGAAGUCUUUGGACAAGGCUUUCAUCAGGGUACGUAGUCAUUGAGUGACCAAAGUCUUAUCACCCCGUCCUAGAGGACUAUUUGUUCAAACUGAACUAGACGAAAGUUAACGUCGUCAUAACCGCAACAUGCCAGUGUGAUACUACUCUUUUGUGCAGUUAGUAUAUAUGGUUUGAUGAGUAAUCAAUGGAAUAAAGUGUGGUCUAUUUAUCAAUAAUAUUUGAUGCACUGUAUUGACAUGUAUUUACUCCUCUUUUGUAUUCUUAUUUAUGCUAGUUGAAUUGAUACACUAUAUGAAACUAAUAUUUGAUAUCAACUUGUUCAACUCAAGUUCAAAUACUGGAAACGGUCGUUUAAUUUGACUUUUGUACAUUCUAGCUUGAAUACUUGGCACAAACAUAUUUGCAAAUAGUUUUAAGUUCAUUUUGGGACACAAGAGCGAGACCUGCUGGAUGUGGUGUAACGUGUUAUGAUAAUUAGCAGUAUUGUGGUGCUAUUAUAUGCAAAGACAUGACUUGUUUUGUUGUGGAUUAUUUACGAUGGUUAAAAAGUGAGUCGGUGACAACAAAGUACACAAAGUGAUAACUUAGAGGGCGUUGCAGGGAUUUUGCACGGUGAAGAUCUCAAAACUUGUUUUUAAAAAAGGGCCAAAAUGUUGUUAAAAAUCAUAAUUGAAUACUUGUAAAUGGUGGCAAAAUAUUCAUUAUUCGCAAAAUUACAGUCGCUUUUCUUUUCGAAUUUGAAUUUUGCAACUGGCAGUGUUUUAUCACCCAUCUUUUGAUCGGAAAUUCUGCACAUACUUUCUUAAAAGUCAUCUUGCUACAUAUAAACUUCGAGAUUAGCUUUUUGACUUUUUGAGGGCUCGCAUAUCGCCGGUAGUGGUUUUAAGAAGAUGAAGAUGUAUUCAGUGUUUGUUUUUCCUCAAUAAUGAGUAAUUUCACAGUUUCCUUUUUCAUAACAAUAUACCAAAAACAAUCAUAAGUAAAGAAGUAGGUGUACAUGUAUGAAAUCUUUCUUUACCAUUGUUUACACAGUGAUAUGGUCAAAAGUAGCCGCCACCAUUUUUUAUGUCAUCCAUCAAUAGAUUUUUAUGCAAAUUUUUGAAGAAAUUCGUUAUCGUAAAAUGUAAAUAUAUGUAGAGCUUGGAUAGAGAAAUAUAUAAUCACAAAAUCAUAGUACUGAAUAGUUUUGAAAUGUGUUUACUCGCAUAUUAUAACUUUAUUCUUGAUUGUUAGUAAAUUUCUUUGUAGAGAUGUCUAUAUUGCUCGUAGUGCCUAAGGUGACCGUGACUGGACGAAACAAAGUCAGAAAAUACUUUUUAUAUUUAUAGAACUAGAAAAGACAGUUGCUAAAUAUUGACAACGUUGCUUUUAUUAUACUUCGCGCGUCAGACAAACAUUGCUUGUUUUCCAAGUUUAGUAUUUUUCUUUCUUCUCCGUGAAAAUCUUUCCAACAUAGUUUGUUUCUUCCUUUUUUGCUAUAUAUACAAUCUUACGUGAUAACUAUAUAUUUGAAUGCUCACCGUUUUUUUGUUGUAUUUUCGACUUGUAAAACAAUACAUUUGAAGGGUAGUGUGGUGGGUGUAUUUAUCUAUUUAAAUGUCGUUGAGUUGCCAAGACGUUGUUAUAGUCAUAUUUAUUGUUAUUCAUCAAUCAGUAUUUAGCCAUUUGAUGGAAGAUGUAGAUGACGAUCGAUCGCUGGAAAAUAGGAUGGAGAUUUCUGGGAGGGACAUGUCGUGCUUUUUCUUUUUCAAUCUUCAAUCAAACAACGAUUUACAAGAUUUAAAAAUUUAUUGGACCGUAUACCGGUUAAACACAAACGAUAUCUUUUCCAUAUCGUUGAUAUGAAUUAUUGAGGCUGAAAUCCUAUUAUGAGGAAGACGUUUAUAACUUUCUGAAAAGAUGAAUUAGAAAGAUAAAUUAAUUUUAACAUUUCAUCAUAAAUUUAACAGCACAUUUAUUUUUGAUAUACUUAUACUUGAAAUUCAUGAUAUGACAAAACGUCUAAAGAAAGGCUAUGAACUUAAGAAAUCUUAUUUUCCAUCGACUUUUUGUGCAAGUGAGAUAAUCAUUAAUCGCUCUAUGUUAGUCGAUUUUGAAUUGUUACAUGUGAUAUAUAUUUAUUUUUUCAGUCGUUUCUUGCUGUGACAUGUACCAUUUAACCGUUUGUUUGUUUGUUUGUUUGUUCGUUUGCUUUUAAUAUCCUAGACAAAUUCGCUGAGCGAGUUUGGGUUAGGAGAAGGCAUAUUUGUGUGUUGCAGUAAAGUAGAGGAAAUUGAGAUCAUGGGCGUCUUUUUCGUUUGUGUUCCUUAAGAAAAAGGAUAUUGAUAGGUGCCAAAGGGUAUUGGAGACGGAGUGGAUAUGCAAAGAGUUUGCCAAUAAUUGGCUCUGUAAGAAAAUGUAUGCAUAAAUUGCUAUGAAAUUGGGCUGUAUUGUGCCGUGAAAUUACGCAAGAUGUCAAGUACACGUUUACAACAUGUUCACAUUUCACAAGCAUUAAUAAAGGAAAGUUGAUUGCUUUAUUCGGAGUUGAAAUAUGAUUGUUAAAAAGAGGUUGAUCGAGUGACGAGGUACAGGACUGGGGUGAUUAUUGCCUAUAGAGGGCAGCAUUUGACCAAAUACUGUAUAUCCUCGUGUCCAAACUUCGUAAGAUUAUAGAACUAUUCAACGGCUUAAAAAUGUGUUUGAGAAGUAGUUGAGAGGCCAGAAUAAUUUCUUUUUAUUGGCAUGCAUUAUGUCUACAAUGUACAUUGUAAAUGUUUAAUUUGCAUGAAUUCCGGAAAUGUGUUUCUCAAAAACCUCACUCAGUAGAUGAAUUUCAGUUAAGAAAGAUUUAUGGGCAAAUCAGAACAGUACUUGGUUAUCAAAGAGAUAUAUUAUUUUUAAAGAUACAUGUUUAUUUCUCCUCAUCAGUGUAGUGUGUCUUAUGUGGAUAGACAUGAAUUAUAUCAAUAAAUUGUUAUCCUAGGUUGGCUGGGAAUCAACUUAUUCUCAUUUUUACGCAAUUUCUGUCAGGUUACAAAUAUCUGUCUGGUAUUUUGCUUUCUACUUAAAAGAAAGGGCAUAUAAGUAACCAGUGGUAUGGUAGAGAAAUUUACGUGAUUUUAAUUUGAACAUUUCAAAUACUGUCCUUCUCUUUGCCGUGCCACACGGUUUACUAUUUUAGUUGAUAAAAUAAUUAUUCUCUGGUUAGAAUAGUCAGAUGGGUGUAUGAGAAACGAACUUAUAUGCAACACCGUUACUAUUACAAUAAUAAUCACAUGAUUAACCUUGUGAAAAAAAGAAUACCUCAGAAAAAUUUAUAAAUGCAGAAGAUUUCUAUAAAAAGAGACCUCAUACAUACUCUCAAUGGCUGGGAUUGUAAUUCUAUGCGUUGUUUGAAUCUUUAAUUAGAAGUGAUUUUUAUAAUCAAUGAUUAGCAGGUAUAUGGAUGGCAAAGAACGCAGAUUGUUCUAUGUAAGUUGAGGAGUGUUAUUAUGCUGCACUAAGAGGGAGUUGAAUGAAGAUAAUAAACUUUGAAAAGUCGGUUUUACAUUUCAUAAAAACACAA